AUGGCAGACAAAAUACGUGAAAGAAACCAAUACGCACUCUUAAAACAGAAAUAUUCAGGGAUAGGAAAUGCCGACACCCAUCGUGACGAGUUUCUCGCGACUAUAUACAAUGACACCAUUGCCUCUAUUGCCCAUCAUAAACAUUUGAACUAUUAUAAUCUGAUUGUGGUUAAUAAACAUCCGAGCUUGGUGAAACAGGAGAUGAUUAAGAAGAUCAAGCCGGCACCCAGCUCUGGUGGGAGGAAACAGGACGAUGAAGUUGCGGUCGUUGCUGCAAAGCGGUGA
Lodderomyces theae is the source of this 285-nucleotide messenger RNA. Its product is annotated as U2 snRNP complex subunit YSF3. The transcript has a single exon. NCBI's taxonomy places the organism in Eukaryota, Fungi, Ascomycota, Pichiomycetes, Serinales, Debaryomycetaceae. Bases 1 to 285 code for a protein of 94 amino acids. The record is from RefSeq and is a predicted model, not a curated record.